Molecule: messenger RNA, 1873 nt
Organism: Cimex lectularius (bed bug)
Lineage: Eukaryota; Metazoa; Arthropoda; Insecta; Hemiptera; Cimicidae
Product: E3 ubiquitin-protein ligase RNF13-like
Exons: 8
Coding region: 498-1664 (388 amino acids)
Cellular component (GO): nucleoplasm; cytoplasm
Source: RefSeq, a predicted model, not a curated record
CCGAGAGUAGUUUAAAAAAAACAUUUAAAAAAAAACAUUUUUCCUUUCAAAAAAAUUUUCCACUCAAAAUUCGUUAUUAUACCUGAAACAAAAAUACAAAUCCAAAACUUUCCAUUUAAUUAUUUUCUCGGUCAAAUUUAACGGUCCCAUUGAAAUGGUGAGGAGGACGAAACGCGAUGUUAGAUUUCUUUAUUUUGAAAAGUUAAAAUCUUAAAAGGGGCGGAAAAAAAUUCGAAAAAGGGAAAUAUUUCAAGUAUCCAAAUAAUUUCAAAAAGCGCUCACGAAACUGAGUCGGGGGGGCUUUUGGCGCACGCAAGACGCAACACUGUCCGUGUCCGUCUGAAGAAAAAAUCACGAAUUUUAUCAAAUCCGUUUUACAUUUUGUUCAGAAAAGUUUUGACUUUUUCCACCCACGAAGAGACCUCAGAAAAAGGUUUUCCCGACUUUCAACCCCCAGAACACUUUUUGAGAGAAAUGUGAUUGAAUCCCGUGAAAAGAUGAUACUUUUCACUUACACGGAGUUUUUACUUGUACUGCUCUUCACAUGGGUUGCCGGCGAUGUCCAGGUUUUCUCGAGUUAUGAUUUUAGCCCACCAGUGUUGAUCGCAGAAUUCAGCGAUCUUCCGGCAGCCUUUGGCAAUGAUAUACCAUCAAAAGGGAUUGUGGCCAACUACGUUUAUGCCAAUCCUGAGCAUGCCUGUACGUUGAUUGAACCACCGCCAAGCAAUGCUUCCAAUCCGGCCCAGUUCUGGGGCGUACUCAUUAAAAAGGGCAAUUGUACGUUCGAAGAAAAAGUAUAUUCGGCUCAAAUGGCUGGGUACAAUGUAGCCAUCGUCCAUAACGUUGGUUCAAAUAAUCUAGUGACUAUGCGGGCUGCAGACCCUUUUCGAGUAUGGAUUCCAUCCGUUUUUAUCGGUGAGACAGCUGCUACAAUUAUUAAAAGCAGAUAUCUUUAUUACUCAGGUUGUACUAUCCGAAUAGAAGAAUUGGUCGAUAAGAACAUUUUGAUACCACUAUUUAUUGUUGUAACAGUCUGUAUGAUCGUAAUGGGUGCCAUCAUGGUUGCAAAAUGUAUAAAAGAUUAUCGGAGGGCUAGAAGAAGGAGAUUGCCGUGUUCGUACCUUUCUCAAAUUCCAACAGCAAAAUACAAGAAAAAUGACCCAUAUGAAACAUGUGCAAUAUGUUUGGACGAUUUUAUUGAAGGUGAAAAAUUGAGAAUACUCCCCUGUUCCCACUCGUAUCAUUGUAAAUGCAUUGACCCAUGGCUGACGAGAAACAGGAGGGUUUGCCCGAUGUGCAAACGACGUGUCUUCGGUCAAAAUGAACGCAAUGUCGAAGACUCCGAAUCGAAUAAUGAAGACGAUGACAACACACCGUUGUUAAGAAGUGCUCAGCCAACAAAUGGUGGAACUUUUGCAGUUAGAAACUUCAACUCUCCGUUUUCUCAAGCAGUCAUAAGCAAUUUUGAAAAUUGCACUAAUGAUUUAGACAUUGGUCCGAUAAAUGAUGGUUCCUCUUCAGAUGACGAUGGCCAUGGUCACCAUUCUCACCACCACCACCACGAUGACGACUCCCACUCUCACCACCACCACGAUGACGACUCCCACUCUCACCACCACCACUUAGACGACUCCCACUCUCACCACGACUAUGAUUUUGAAUAGCCAAAUGCUUCGUGAUUACCUAUACCGCUGAGCCUUUGGUAUUCAGGCAAUGUACAUAUUUGUAAAUAAGAGCUAACCAUUAUAACGACCUAAUAAACCUAAAAUUUAUCAGAGUAUUUAAAUGGUGUUUUUAAAGUGUAAUAGUUUUGAAACGAUUUUUAAAUAUUUGUACAUUUUUAAUAUACAAGAUAAAAAAUUUUUGUUGUUUA